AACCCCCUCCACCACCCCCACUACCUGAGCCCAGGGGAGAGCUAUAUACAGUCUAACACUGCCCCCACACCGCCAGUCCACCACAAGGCUCCCCAGCAGCAUCAGCCUCCUCCAUGCCAGGGCCUGGCAGACAGCUACCCCAGGGCCAACGCACCCCCGGUCCCAGAACUACCUCCAGGCCAAGCCCCAUACCUAGCCCCAGGCCUCGGGCUGCCCUCAUCCUGCCUACUACCUGUGCCUGGAUGCCCUUCAGAACCAGGAUAUUCAUACCUGCCUCCCACAGCUGGUCAAUACACAGGGCUUAUAUUGCCUGACUGUAGGAAGAGAAGACUAACAGAACCCCUUGAGGUACAGAACCAUUUAGCGGCUGUUCCUCUAGCAGGGGGCUCCGAGAGGGGAGGCGGUGACGUCCCGUCCUAUGACAGUGACGGGGCCACAGAGAGCAGCUCUGGGAUGGGGACCUAUCAGCUCCUCACCUGGGAUCGCUACCAGCCUGGCCUGUGGACACCGCUCUACAACAGUAACUAUGACAUCCUCCCUUCUCCCGGUUACCAUGUGGACACCGAUAAAGGUUUCAACUACUCCACAGCUGACGAGUCCUUCGUGUGUCAGAAAAAGAACCACUUUCAGGUCACAGUUCACGUAGGGAUGGCCGGAGACCCCCUGUACGUCAAAACACCCAACGGCCCUGCGCCGAUAGAGAGCUUCCACAUCAAGGUGUUUGGCGUGAAGCUUGAGGCACAGACUCACAAAGUCACCAUAGAGCAGUCCCAGCCGGAUCGCAGCAAGAAGCCAUUCCUGCCAGUCAAAGUGAGUCUACCAGGGGACAAGAUCACUAGAGUUACUCUGGGAAGACUGCACUUCAGUGAGACCACUGCCAACAACAUGAGGAAAAAGGGUAAACCCAACCCUGACCAGAGGUACUUCCUGAUGGUGGUGGGUCUGUACGCCACAGUGAGGGAAGAGAGUUACCUGCUGAUAGCGUUCAUGUCAGAGAGGAUCGUAGUCAGGGCGUCGAACCCGGGCCAGUUUGAGAACGACAGUGAGGUGUUGUGGCAACGAGGACAGGCUCCGGACGCGGUGGUGUGCCAGGGGAGGGUGGGCAUCAACACAGACACCCCCGAUGAAGCCCUGGUGGUCUGUGGCAACGCUAAGAUCAUGGGGCAGGUUAUGCAUCCCUCCGACAGCCGCGCAAAACACAACAUACAAGAGGUGGAUUCAACAGAACAGUUGAAGAGAAUAUCUCAGAUGAGGAUUGUGGAGUAUGACUACAAGCCUGAGUUCGCCUCAGAGAUGGGGAUCGAUCACAUACAUGAAACGGGCGUCCUAGCCCAGGAGGUGAAGGAGCUGCUGCCCACUGCUGUCAAAGUGGUGGGGGACAUCACCUGUAGCGACGGAGAGAGGAUACGCAACUUCCUCAUGGUGGACAAAGAGCAGAUCUUCAUGGAGAAUGUAGGGGCUGUGAAGCAGCUGUGCAAGGUGACUGACAACCUGGAGAACAGGAUUCAGGAGCUGGAGGGGUGGAACACAAGGUCAGCCAAGCUAAAGGACAUGGGCAGCCCUGCUAACAGCAGAAACCCUGCUAACAGCAGCACUAAAGGGAAAAUAAACAGACACAGCAGUGUUCCACCACCACAGAAGCCAACACCUCUCAAAUCUGUCAAGGCAAAGUUCCACCGCUGCUUAAAACACAAGUUUGUUCAAGUCAGCGUGAUCAUUCUGGCAGCAACAAUGGCUUUCUGUUCUAUUGCCAUCACAGCUCUCUACAUGCUGACUCUGAGAGACGACGCCGGCAUGCUGCUUCCUGGAAACACCAACGAGACUACUGUGCAUCCUCUCUACACCACAACAGUCAGGACGACCUCAGGUAAACAACCUCUCUACACCACAACAGUCAGGACUACCUCAGGUAAACAACCUCUCUACACCACAACAGUCAGGACUACCUUAGGUAAACAACCUCUCUACACCACAACAGUCAGGACUACCUCAGGUAAACAACCUCUCUACACCACAACAGUCAGGACUACCUUAGGUAAACAACCUCUCUACACCACAACAGUCAGGACUACCUUAGGUAAACAACCCAUAAAUGCUCUUUAUAUAGUUCUACUUUCAUCACAGUAAC
Messenger RNA from Oncorhynchus keta (chum salmon), 2128 nucleotides. RefSeq names its product myelin regulatory factor-like protein. Bases 454 to 2127 code for a protein of 557 amino acids. Gene Ontology annotation, cellular component: endoplasmic reticulum membrane; nucleus. The record is from RefSeq and is a predicted model, not a curated record. Lineage: Eukaryota; Metazoa; Chordata; Actinopteri; Salmoniformes; Salmonidae. Gene Ontology annotation, biological process: positive regulation of DNA-templated transcription; protein autoprocessing. Gene Ontology annotation, molecular function: DNA-binding transcription factor activity; sequence-specific DNA binding. The transcript is spliced from 15 exons.